Molecule: messenger RNA, 2194 nt
Organism: Austrofundulus limnaeus
Lineage: Eukaryota; Metazoa; Chordata; Actinopteri; Cyprinodontiformes; Rivulidae
Gene: stat4
Product: signal transducer and activator of transcription 4
Biological process (GO): signal transduction; regulation of DNA-templated transcription
Molecular function (GO): DNA-binding transcription factor activity; DNA binding
Source: RefSeq, a predicted model, not a curated record
GAUGAGCCAGUGGAAACAGAUUCAGCAGCUGGAGAUCAGGCUCCUGGAACAUGUGGACUACCUGUACGAUGACAACUUCCCCAUGGACAUCAGGCAGGGCCUGGCUGGCUGGAUCGAGUCCCAGGACUGGGACUCGGCGGUCAACGACGAAUCGAUGGCGUCGGUUCUACUCACCAACCUUCUGUCUCAGCUGGAGAAGGUCCGAACGCAGGAGCAGAACUUCCUGCAGAGACAUAACAUGAAGAUAAUCCAGCAGCAGCUGCAGAGGAAAUACACAACCAACCCCACCGCCAUGUCCAGAGUCAUCUCCACCUGCCUCAAGGAGGAGCGGCGGAUCCUGGCCAGCGCUUGCACGCAGGAACAGGGCGCUCUGGAGAAGUCUCUGCAGAACUCUGUGGCCUUGGAGAGGCAGAAGAACAUGGACAACAGGGUGGGGAUCAUCAGGAGCAGCGUGCAGUUGAUGGAUCAGGCCGUGAAAUGCAUCGAGGACAUGCAAGACGACUUCGAUUUCUGCUACAAGACCCUCCAGUCUCGAGAAUCCUCAGACAGAAACUCCGACAUGAUGAAAAUGGAAGUAACGAGACUCCAGGAAAUGCUCAACAGGCUGGACUUUAAGAGGAAGGAGAUCUUAUCGAAGAUGGACGUGGUGAUCAAAGAGAUCGAYGACCUGAUGUCGUCUCAGCUCAGCCCCGAGCUGCAGGACUGGAAACGCCGGCAGCAGAUCGCUGCCAUCGGUGGUCCGAUGCUGACCGGGCUGGAGCAGCUGCAGAGCUGGUUCACCGUGACGGCGCAGAGCCUCUUCCAGAUCAAGCGCCAGCUGGACAAACUCGGCGAACUGGUCGUGAAGGUUUCCUACGAGAGUGACCCGAUUCCACUGCAGAAACCACAGCUGGAGGAGCGAGUUAAAUAUCUGAUUUACCACCUCAUCAAGAGCUCCUUUGUGGUGGAGAAGCAACCCUGUAUGCCCACACACCCACAGAAACCCCUCAUCAUCAAGACCGGAGUCCAGUUCACCACCAAAGUCAGGCUUCUGGUCAAACUCCCUGAAGUUGAUUAUCAGCUAAAAGUGAAAACAACAUUUGACAAGGACCUUCCUCCUGGCAGAGUAAGUCGCCAGUUUUUCAUUUUGACCAACAACACUAAAGUGAUGGACAUCGAGGAUUACUCCAACGGCUGCCUGUCGGUGGAGUUCAGACACCUGCAGCUGAAAGAGAAGAAAUACAUCAACGGAACAAAAGGGAAUGAGGGUUUGCUCUCGGUGACAGAAGAACUUCACUCUCUGAGUUUCGAGGCRUGCUUCACGGUCCAGGGCCUCACCAUCGACCUGGAGACRUGUUCCCUUCCACUAGUGGUGAUUUCUAACGUGAGCCAACUUCCUGGCGGCUGGGCCUCGGUCAUGUGGUACAACCUACUGACGGACGAGCCGAGGAACUUGGCGUUCUUCGGUAACCCGCCUCGGGCCAGCUGGACUCAGCUCUCCGAGGUCCUCAGCUGGCAGUUUUCCACCUUCGCGGGUCGGGGCCUCAACAAAGAGCAGCUCACCAUGCUGGGAGACAAACUUCUGGGUCAUAAUGCCACCUGCAGUGACUACCAGGUCUCCUGGUCCAAGUUUGCAAAGGAGAAUAUUCCGAGAAAGCCGUUCAGUUUCUGGAUGUGGCUGGACUCAAUCCUGGAGCUCAUCAAGAAGCACCUGCUGCCAGUCUGGAAUGAGAACUACAUCAUGGGSUUCGUGAGCAAAGAGAUGGAGCGGACUCUGCUGAAGGACCGGGAGCCGGGUACUUUCCUCCUACGCUUCAGCGAGAGCCACCUGGGAGGAAUCACCUUCACCUGGGUGGAGCACAGUGAGAACGGUGAAGCAAAGUUCAACUCCGUGGAGCCGUACACUAAAAACCGCCUGAGCGCUCUUCCGUUUGCYGACAUCAUACGCGACUACAAAGUGAUCACYGAYGGCGUCGUCCCCGAAAACCCGCUCAAGUUUCUCUACCCCGACAUCCCCAAAGACGAGGCCUUCGGACGGCUCUACAACAGCCAGCCCAGCAAAGUUCAUCCAUACAUCCCAUCCACCCUCAUCCCCAUCUCAGAAAUGCGAUCCAGUGCGAGCAGCACGCCCCAUUCCUGCCCAUCUCCUGAACCCCCGAUGACCCCCGGAGAGUUCGAUAUGCUCAGUGAGAACCUGUGCUUCGACAUCGACACC